This is a messenger RNA of Doryrhamphus excisus (bluestripe pipefish), 5411 nucleotides long. Lineage: Eukaryota; Metazoa; Chordata; Actinopteri; Syngnathiformes; Syngnathidae. The record is from RefSeq and is a predicted model, not a curated record.
CCCCCCCUCCUCCUCCAUCCUCCCUCCCCCGUCGUCCUCCUCCUUCCCACGCCCCAGUGCGCGGUGGGAUAGUGCCACUAUAAAGUAUAUCCUCUCUCGGAGAAAUAUAAGAAGCCCGAGACAGGAGGGUGAUGAAGAUGGCGGACGCCAAGCAGAAGAGGAACGAGCAGCUGAAGCGGUGGCUGGGCUCCGAGACGGACCUGGAGCCGCCGAUCCUCAAGAAGAAGAAGACGAAGGUGAAGUUCGACGAUGGCGCCGUGUUCCUGGCCGCCUGCUCCAGCGGCGACACGGAGGAGGUGCUCCGAAUGCUCGACCGCGGUGCCGACAUCAACUACGCCAACGUCGACGGUCUCACCGCCCUCCACCAGGCGUGCAUCGACGACAACGUCGACAUGGUGACUUUCCUGGUGGCCCACGGAGCCAGCAUCAACCAGCCUGACAACGAGGGCUGGAUCCCGCUCCACGCCGCCGCCUCCUGCGGGUACCUGGACAUUGCAGAGUAUCUCAUCAGUCAGGGGGCCAGCGUGGGAGUCGUCAACAGCGAGGGCGAAACGCCUCUGGACAUCGCCGAGGAAGAGGCCAUGGAAGAGCUCCUCCAGAAUGAGAUCAACCGGCAAGGGGUCGACAUCGAGGCGGCCCGCAAAGAGGAGGAGCGGAUCAUGCUGCGGGACGCCCGGCAGUGGCUCAACAUCGGCCAGAUCCAGGACAUCCGGCACGCCAAAUCUGGAGGAACGGCGCUCCACGUGGCCGCCGCGAAAGGCUACGUGGAGGUUUUAAAGCUUUUAAUCCAAGCAGGGUAUGAUGUAAAUAUUAAGGACUAUGACGGCUGGACUCCUCUCCACGCAGCAGCGCACUGGGGCAAAGAGGAGGCCUGCAGGAUUCUGGUGGACAACCUUUGUGAAAUGGAUGUCAUUAAUAAGAUGGGCCAGACACCUUUCGACGUCGCGGAUGAAGACGUGCUGGGAUACUUGGAAGAGCUGCAAAAGAAACAAAAUCUGCUGAUGAGCGAGAAGAAAGACCAGAAGAAAUCUCCCUUGAUUGAGAGCACAACCACGGGGGACAACAACCAAUCACUGAAACCACUCAAGAGCAAAGAAACACUGCUGCUGGAGCCCGAGAAGACCGCUCCACGCAUCGAGACUUUGGAGGCGGAGAAGGCGGACGAAGAGGAGGAGGGGAAGAAGGACGAAUCCAGCUGCUCCAGCGAAGAAGAGGAGGAGGAGGAUUCAGAGUCGGAGAAUGAAGCAGAUAAGAGCAAGCCUUCAGCGUCGGUGAGCAACAGCACGACGGCCCCCCCGGCCAGCAUCACCGUGUCGUCACCCAGCAGCCCCACCCACCAGCUGACCAGCCCCCCGUCGCCUUCCAAGAAGUUUGAUUGUGUUGCCCCCCCCAUGCCCGUGGCGGAGCCGGGCUGUCCUGCACUGUGGCGUCAAGGCUUGCGCAAAACUGGCAUUUCUCUGGUGCCCAAAAAAGCCACGGUCACCACGCCGCCCACAGCCACGGCCAAAGUGGAGGACGACCGCAAGGACGAAUCCCCGUCCUCGUGGCGCCUGGGCUUGAGGAAGACGGGCAGCUACGGAGCGCUGGCGGAGAUCACGGCCACCAAGGAGGCGCAGAGGGAGAAGGACACGACGGGGGUGAUGCGCUCGGCCUCCAGCCCCCGUCUCUCCUCCUCCUUGGACAACAAAGACAAAGAGAAGGAAAAGGACAAAGGAACCCGGCUGGCAUAUGUGGCCCCCACCAUCCCCAGGAGACUGGCCAGUACAUCAGACAUCGAUGAGAAGGAAAACAGGGACUCGUCCACGGCGCUCAUACGUAGCGGCUCCUACACCCGGCGGCGCUGGGAUGAUGACCUGAAGAACAGUGAAGGAACCACCUCCACCAAUAGAAGCUCUAGUUACCAACGAAGCACGUCCCACACGCUAGCGCUAGGGCGGAGUGGCAGCACGCGGGACGUGCCGGCCAAGUCUUCGUCCACCUCCAGCUUGGAUCCUAACACCUGUAACACUAAACCCUGGCAGCCGCCCGCCUCCCACUACCAGUCGUACAGCAUUUACCGCAGCGGCUCUUUCGGUAGGCGAUAUGACGACUUGAGCUCUUCGACGGCCACCACCGCCCCCUCCUCCUCAUCUUCCUCCACCACAACCACCACCACCUCCUCAUCUGUUACCUCACCCACGGGCCCCCGUGGCCUGCUCUCCAGCCUGGGCUCCUCCUCCGCACGCACUGGCUCCACCAGUCUCACCAGCAGGUACUGGUCAGAGGAGAGUGCCGAGAGGGAAAAGGACAAGGAGCGGGAGUCGGCAGCGGUCAUCCCCACCAUGAACACUGGCUUCACCUCCACCUCCACCGGCACGUCGACCACCACCGCCAUCACAGGCACUGGCCCCGAACGACGCAGGUCCUACCUGACACCCGUGCGAGACGAGGAGUCCGAGUCCCAGAGGAAAGCUCGCUCCAGACAGGCCAGACAGUCUAGGAGGUCUACCCAGGGGGUCACACUAACCGACCUGCAAGAGGCCGAGAAGACCAUCGGCAGAAGUCGCACCUCCAAGACCCGCGAGGAUGAGAAGGAGGAGAAACAGGACAAGGAGAAGCAGCAGGAGGAGAAGAAGGAAUAUGAAGCCAAGGAGGACGACUACCGACCCAAGUACCGCAGCUUUGAAGACCGCUACCGCACCACCUCUUCCUCCUCCUCCAUGUCGGCGCUCGGCACCACCUCGGCUCCGUCUUACUCCAGCACCACGUUGAGCUCCAGCUGCCUCAACAGGCCGAACAGUCUCACGGGGAUCACCUCCUCGUACGGCCGCUCGUCCAGAGACAGUGAGAAAGAAACCGACAAGAAGGAGGAGGAGAAGGAGGGCGACGACAAGUCCCAGCCUCGCUCCAUACGGGAUCGCAGGCGGCCCCGCGAGAAGAGACGAUCCACCGGGGUCUCCUUCUGGACCCAGGAUGGCGAUAACGACCCUGAACACCCGUCUGACUCGGAGGAAGGCAGCAUCAAGGGAGAGGUGGACAGGCUGUCCAGAACCGACGGCAGCACUUCCUCCUUAGACCGCAACGACGCUCUCCUCGGCCGCAGCUACAGCGAGAGUCGCAGGCCGUACUCCAGCCGGCUGGACAGAGACGACGCCACAGACUAUAAAAAGCUCUACGAGCAGAUCUUAGCUGAGAACGAGAAGCUGAAGGCGCAGUUACGCGACACGGACCUGGAGCUGGCCGACCUGAAGCUGCAACUGGAGAAGGCCACGCAGAGGCAGGAGCGCUACGCCGACAGGUCGCAGCUUGAGAUGGAGAAAAGGGAAAGACGGGCUCUGGAAAGGAAGAUUUCUGAGAUGGAGGAGGAACUGAAGAACCUCCCCCAGGUAAAGCAGGUUCAGGCGCUGCGGCAGGCGAAGGAGCGGCUGCAGGCAGAGAACCGGGCGCUGGCCCGCGUGGUGGCCAAGCUCUCCCAGUCCGCCUGCAGCCAGCUGCCCGCCGUCGACCUCUAGAGCCACGCCCCCUCUCCGCCAUCCUCCACUUCCUCCUUCCUUUUCACCCCCACACCCCCUCCUCAGCCGCUCUGCUCCAUUCCCCGCCCCGCCCACAGAUGCUCCCAGACCUGAAGGCAGACAACCAGAGGCUAAAGGACGAGAACGGGGCCCUCAUCCGAGUCAUUAGCAAGCUUUCCAAGUAGACCCCCACCCCCCCACGUCUCUCUAGCCCCCCCCCCUCUGGCAGCGACUCAUGGAAUUGCACAUCUAGAUGUUAAGGCAAGAGACUUUUAUUGUUGUUGUCCCACUGCAGCGCCGCCCGCCCCCCCUUCCACCCCCCCCGGUCAUCAUAGACACCCCCAGUUUACAGCGUGCACGAGCAUCAUGGGCGGGGGAGCCAGCUCUAUUUAACCCGUAAGCCUUAGUUGUACAGACGGAGGAACGCUCCUGAUGGUGAUGAUGAUGAUGACGAUGAUGAUGAUGAAUAUCCAACACCUGAUUUUAUUUGUGCCACGCCUUCUUUUAUUUUGGUCUACGUGUGCUGUGCCACUUCCUCCCCACCCCUUUUUUCUUUUUUUUUUUUUUUUUAAACACGAGGGUCACGCGUGCACACACACACACACACACACACACUCACUCACUCUGUCGUCACCCCCUGCCCCCGCCCCCCCAGCUGUGUGGUCUUCCUCCAGGAGGGAAGAGGCGCAGACGGAGGUGGAACAGAAGCUUCCACCUCAUGUGCAAUAUUCUUUUCUGAUGCUUUCCUGAGCCGCCACCCCUGCCGCCCCGCCCCGCCCCCCGUGGGUCCGUGGGUGCGCCGUCACCGUCCCGAAAGGAUGGGAAGCUAAGUAAGGGACGCUCGUCUUCUGACCCCAAACAUUUCAGUCUAGGUUGGCUUAUAAUCUCGCGUGGCGCUCGCCCUGCUUGUUUUCAACACGACCUCCGUAGGACUUCCAUUACGACCUCCAUACGACCUCUGACCCCUGCUCCCCACGCUAACUCUUCAUGCAUUUCAGUGGCCUUUUUAAGGAUUUUAGUCCAGGAAGGGGGGAGUGGAACACAGAAGUUGCUGCAAAUAGACUGAUCUACUCUGGUUACGUUCUAUUUUAUUCCUGAUGAUGAUGACGAUGACGACGAUGAUGAUGAUGGUGUAAAAUAGGGGUGUGGCUUAAAUACAUGCAAGCUGUGCUGUGACUACCAACCACUGAAGACUUCAUUCAAAAUAAACUUGUACAUUGUAAACCUCUCUCUCUCUCCCUUUCUCUCUCUCUCUUUCCCCCCCUCCCUCGCCCCUAAAAAGACUCUUUUCCUUUCAUUUCUCUAAUACACGUUCUACUUUUAAAAUGCAUUGUAAUUAAUUAAUUAAAUAUCUUUAUUGGUUUUUCAUGUGCAUUUAUUCCCCCAAUAAGAAAAUGAACCAUUUAGCUACAGAUGCAGCAAUACUCCUUUUCGCCACUGGAGGGCGCACUACACCACAAUCCACAAAAGCCAAUACGCUGCAGUAUGCGUAGGUUCCCCAAAUAGUAAUAGUAAGUAAACAGUGUACUACUCAACUGUAUUUUAAUGUCAUAACCAUUAACGUUUUUAUAUUUCUCUCUCAUUUAGACUAAUUAAGUUCUAAUUAGAAUGUGACUGAUCAACUUCAGAGAUUGGACACAAUCUGACCGCACCUCGUCCUGGCUGUAGCAUUUUUGUAUCCUGGUUUGAAACAUUCCUCCUCAUCCUCCAUCAACCCAAGAUUCAUUUAGAGAACUGUAGUAUCAAUACAGUACUACAGUGUCAAUAGUACAUGCAGGUAAGAGCGCUAGGUGCUAGCACAACAGGAAGCCUGCAGUCCUGCAGAAGGUCAACGCAGCAUCCAUAGAUCGCUCUAGUAGACCACUAGGAUGCAGAACAAAAGGAGCAAGUCAGCUAAAGGUAUACCAGAGUCCAUCUUUU